GUUCUUUCGAUAAAACAAAAUUUAAUGAUGGUCAAGUGCGGGCCCUAUUUAUGACACAGAACUAUAGGAAAAGGAGCUAUAUCAAAAGUAUUCCUAGCUACCCAAGAGGAUGAUGCCUCUAUCUGAGCCCUCAAAGUCAUGAAGAAAAAGAAGAAUUGUGAGAAGUAUACUGAACAAUUUGCCCAAAAAGAGGCUAAAAUUUUGAAAGCAGUUGCUCAUCCCAAUAUCAUAAAUUUACUAAAGUUCUGAGAAGAUGAGACUUAUGAUGAAGGAGGCAUACAUCAUCGGAAAGUUGCCUAUAUGGCCCUAGAAUAUGCUCGCAACGGAGACUUGGUUAAUAUGCUCAGAAGGUUCGGUAAAUUCCCUGAAACUCUUGCCAGAUUUUACACAAUUGAAUUAAUCAAGGCCGUCGAACAUGUUCAUUUUAAAGGUUAUUCCCACUUAGACCUCAAGCCUGAUAACGUACUAUUUGAUUCAGAGUUUAAUCUCAAAAUAUGAGAUUUCAGUUUGUCUUCAGAGAGAAAAAUGAUUAAAAUAAAGAGAGGAACAAAAAUGUACUGUCCCGAAGAGAUAUUUACUAGUGAAUAUUACCAUGGACCCUCCACAGACAUCUAUGCUAUAGGUAUGAUUAUAUUCGUAAUGGUGACUGGCCAUCUUCCGUUCAGAGAACCCGAGUUGAAGGACCUCAGGUACAGAUAUUUACAGAACAAAAGUUUUGAAAAAUUCUGGGAGGUCACUUGAAAAACAAAAAGCAGCAAGUAUGCUACAAGGUUUUACACAGAAGAAUUCAAAAACCUGUUUGUGUGGAUCCUGUCUCCUAGUGCUGUUGAAAGACCUUCCCUUGCUGAGAUAAUGGAGCAUGAUUGGUUGUGACAGGAAGCUAUGAGCCGUGAAGAUGCCAUUGACUAUUUUAAACAAUUCGAAUAGCAUUCCAGCUCUUCUAU
This is a messenger RNA of Moneuplotes crassus, 944 nucleotides long. The record is from the annotation of a GenBank genome assembly. NCBI's taxonomy places the organism in Eukaryota, Ciliophora, Spirotrichea, Euplotida, Euplotidae.